UGACAACCCCGUUAGUCAGAGAGACUUGAAUAAAGGCGAGGAACGGGCCGACGCGCUCCAGGGUGAAACAUCCCGAUUAUUUAACUCUGUUUCGGUUACUGUUGUAAUGGAUUUGGCGCGCAACGCCUCCGCGCUGUCGUCGCAGCAGACCAACCGAAUCGUCUUGUCCGGUGGAAGCGACAGCAACGCGUAUUUGUACAUCGUCAUCGUGGUGUCUUUCUACGGAGUCUUCCUCACUGGCAUCAUGCUCGGUUACCUGCGCACCAAACGGCGCGAGAAGAGGCGCACGAACGCGUUCACGCGGCUUCUGCACGAGGAGGAGCAGCGCGAGUGGGGCGCGAGCCAGAAGAAGCACAGUUUCAGCCUCCCCGCGUUUCCCGCCCUGCGCUCCACGCCGGUGCCUUUCAUGCUGAGCCCCGGACGCUCGCUGGAAAGCGGGAGGAUUCUCUCGCCUCUGGCGUGCGCGCUGUGCUCGGUGGAGCAGAGCAGCGUGAGCUCCCUCAGCUCCGUCGCGGAUGUGCGCUUCACUAUCGAAGAGGAGUCUGACAGCGGCGGACACGAGGAUCCACAGAAAACGGGCUCGGACCACAACAGACACGGAGCAUCCGGGCUCUGAGGUUCCCGCUGCAAACCGUUACGAUGGCAACCAUAGUUCCCGCCGAAAUGCAGUGAUUACAGUUAAUGGUACAACAAAUAAAACUGUUUAAAGUUGGUACAAGACACCGUUGUAAUAAUAAAAGAAAAAAACAAGUAAAGAACGUUUCUAAAAAGGCUUCUUGUACUGUUUUAAGAAAACCCUGUGUUAAUUUAUUGAGGUUUCACAGUUGUAAAUAA
Carassius auratus (goldfish) is the source of this 834-nucleotide messenger RNA. Its product is annotated as potassium voltage-gated channel subfamily E member 4-like. Bases 107 to 616 code for a protein of 169 amino acids. Gene Ontology annotation, cellular component: membrane; voltage-gated potassium channel complex. NCBI's taxonomy places the organism in Eukaryota, Metazoa, Chordata, Actinopteri, Cypriniformes, Cyprinidae. The record is from RefSeq and is a predicted model, not a curated record. The transcript is spliced from 2 exons. Gene Ontology annotation, molecular function: transmembrane transporter binding; voltage-gated potassium channel activity involved in ventricular cardiac muscle cell action potential repolarization; delayed rectifier potassium channel activity. Gene Ontology annotation, biological process: regulation of ventricular cardiac muscle cell membrane repolarization; potassium ion export across plasma membrane; regulation of heart rate by cardiac conduction.